UGUGGGUGUGGGUGUGUGUGUGUGUGUGUGUGUGUGUGUUUUCUCGUCUUUCCCUGCCGCGCCGUCACUCGUGACGCCACUUCCGGCGGGGUGGGAGCACCAUGUCUCUGCUGCGCGUGGAUGUGUUGGGGGGUCUUUGACAGGAGAGGCGGCGGCGGCACAGCGGGGAGAAAACGUGGGACGUGACCGGCGUCAGGGACAGUGGCCUCCCCCGCCCCCUUCACCUCUCUCGUCCUCUUCUUCUUCUACUUCUUCUUCUACUUCUCCACUCAACGACCCCGCGUGAGCCUAGCGAGGUUUUCCAACCCAGGGGAUGAUGGCUGCGUUGGACCGCGCUGUCCGCUCUAAGUCUCAUGUGUGACGGCGCCACCAGCACGCUCCUCCAUCACAAUGGUCGACAUAGAGAGCCACUACCAGCCCCCUUCUCCGCUGGAGGAUUCGGUGCUGGAUGGUCCCCUGUGUGGUGAUGACGAUUUCAUGGGCAGCAUGGAGGCGCUUCAGGACAUUCCCUCAUCCAUUGACGAGGAUGCCCUCAGCUCCCUCGACGUCCCGGAAUACCAAUCCUCCCACAACGGGUCUGAAGGUUCCAGUAUCCUAGACGCUUUGACACCGGCGUCCAGCCCGUCCUCCGUUGUUUGCGGGAUGGCUCCCACCCAGGAGGAGCUCUUGUCCUCCUCCUCUUCGCUCAAUCUGGAGUGCCGCGUGUGUUCUGACCGGGCCUCGGGUUACCACUACGGCGUUCACGCCUGCGAGGGCUGCAAGGGUUUCUUUCGGCGGACCAUCCGUCUGAAGCUGGAGUACGACAGAUGUAAGCGUCGCUGCAAGAUCCAAAAAAAGAACCGCAAUAAGUGCCAAUACUGCCGCUUCCAGAAGUGCCUGGCCGUGGGCAUGUCCCACAACGCCAUUCGAUUUGGCAGGAUGCCCCAGUCGGAGAAGCUGAAGCUCAAGGCGGAGAUGGUGACGGGGGAGAGGGAGGUGGUGAACCCCCAGCUCGCUGACCAGAAGACGCUGGCCAGGCAGAUAUACGAGGCCUACCUGAAGAACUUCAGCAUGAACAAGGCCAAGGCUCGGACCAUACUCACCGGAAAGACCAGCAACCCUCCGUUUGUGAUUCACGACAUGGAGACGCUGCAGCUGGCAGAGCAAACGCUGGUGGCCAAGAUGGUCGGCUCGGCGGGGGCCCUCAAGGACAGAGAGGCCGAGGUUCGGAUUUUCCACUGCUGCCAGUGCACGUCGGUGGAAACCGUCACGGAGCUCACCGAGUUCGCGAAGUCCGUGCCGGGCUUCUCGAGCCUGGACCUGAACGACCAGGUGACGCUCCUGAAGUACGGCGUGUACGAAGCGCUCUUCGCCAUGCUCGCCUCCAGCAUGAACAAAGACGGCCUCCUCGUGGCGUACGGCUCGGGGUUCAUCACCCGGGAGUUCCUCAAGAGCCUGCGGCGGCCGUUCAGCGACAUGAUGGAGCCCAAGUUCCAGUUUGCCAUGAAGUUCAACGCGCUGGAGCUGGACGACAGCGACAUGGCGCUGUUUGUCGCGGCCAUCAUCUGCUGCGGAGACCGACCGGGCCUGGUGAACGUGUCGCACAUAGAGGUGAUGCAGGAGAGCAUCGUCCACGUCCUCCAGCUCCACCUGCUGGCCAACCACCCCGACGACACCUUCCUGUUCCCCAAACUGCUGCAGAAACUGGCCGACCUCCGGCAGCUGGUCACGGAGCACGCGCAGCUAGUGCAGGAGAUCAAAAAGACGGAGGACACGUCCCUGCACCCGCUCCUACAGGAGAUCUAUAGAGACAUGUACUGAGGGACUGCAGCAACCGGCCGACGAACAGAAACAAAACCGUUCAGUGAAGACACGGAGCUCUCCGUUAAGCUAGGGUUCAACCACUUUGAGCCGUGUCGUCUCCGACGCGGCGGAAUUCGCUUGUGACCGGAAGGUCAGCUUGAAGGAACCCUUCUCUGGCGGAUGGUUCCUUCGGUUGGUCUGGCUUCUCACCACUCCUUUGCUUGGAACCUUCUAAGACAGAAAAAAAAAGAACUGGAUCAGAUGUGAAACACCGUCUGAUUAAAGCCACUUUGUAGAAAUCUGUGUAGAAUUUCUGACCAAACUCGGCUAUUAACCUACGGUGAGCCCUGAAAAGGAGGGAAGACGGGGAACUUAAUGAUUGCAGUUGUGCGUUUCGAAAAGAGGUUUUUAUACUGAAGUUAAAGAGCCAUAUAAUGUCAGCAUCAAUUAAACCACCUCGACCUGGCAGCGACUGAAGAAGCUAUUUGGGUUUAAAACAAUCCUGCUGCUUCAAAGCCUUCCAUGUUGUUCUUCAUACAACCGGACACAUCCCAGGAGUCGCCAAACGUACGAACGCAAUCGCAAGCUGAAUUGUGAUUACCGGGCUUUGACUUGAAAAUGCAUCUUGUUGCACAGAGGAAGCACAAACUUUCUGUGAUUUGUUCACAAAUGUCUGAGCCGUUUUCCUAACAAAAACGCACACUCAGAUGUUUGACACUCCGUCCCGCGCUGAACGCUCGUGGUUUAUGGUCCGACUCCAACUUGAGCCGCACUAGAAUCUUAACAGCAGCACGCCUAAAUAUAGAGAUUUAUGUUUUCUUUUACUUUGUGUCACAUUGCCUCAGCCAUAGCACCUCCCUCCCCCUGUUUUCUGUGUUUUCACAUUUUUGCUUAAUGUAGACUUUAUACAUGCACCCAAUCAGUUUAUCAGCAGUUUUUCAGCGGUUUGUAAACUAUUUCAUAUUUUUGAAAACCUGCCAAUACCGAUUUUUUUUUUUUUUUUUUUUGUCAACUGUUUAUAGAUUUUUAUGUUCAUAGAAGAGAUGCCAUUACAUCAGUUUUACUAUUAUUCUCAAAGAAGGACAAAAUGAUGACAGAGUUAACAUUUUAACUUGAUUUUAACUUUGUUUUAGCCAUUAGCAUGAUUAGCAUUAAGUGUAAACAGCGAUCUUUCUGCGUACUCCCUACAUAGUGUAGAUCCUUACCUCAACUCUGAGAUUUCCUAAACGUUGUUUCCUUUCACUUAAUUUCAAACUUAGCCUUUAGCUAACUCACCUUCGCUUAAAGAGUGUUGGCUUGUCCUGGUUGCGCUACCGUAUGAGUUUACUGUUCGGAAAAAGACCGGAGCCCGAUCGGCGGCGGUUUAGCCAAAAAUCAUCCAGUCCCAGUUGUAACCCAAUGUCUCAAUGCAUGUUUAUAAAAAGGCAACUCUCGCAUUUUGCUGUCAUCCAGCCAUUUGUAUGUGAAGAACAUGCUAGCUUAGACACCAGAAGGAAGGGAAAUAUCAACUUGGAUUUUGUAGCAUAAAAACAUACAUGCGGAAUAAUAUGAGAAGCAUAUGAUCAUCUGUUUAAUAUCCGCCCAUGAAAAACAAAACACCCCUAUAAAUAACCAUGAAAUUAUUUAGUGUACCUUGAUUUAAAAAAAACAACCACGUAAUUUUUGGUGAGGAUUGCGUGUCUUUUGACGCUGUGAUUUUACUAAACAGGACAGGCAAAGUUACCUCCAGCUCGUCACAAUUCAAAUUUGUGCAAGUAGUUUUAAUCUCUGUGUAGCUUCUGUCGGAUAAAGCAGUUCCAACAAGAUUUUACAUCAAAGUUUUCUUGGACAAAAAGAUGUUUUGUAGACAUUUUAUUUCUUUAAAGUGAAUUUGGACUAACAGCUUUGACUAGGAGACCUCCAACAAUCAGAGCAGGUUCUCUUCAGUCGUAUAAGAAAUCUUCAAAUGCAUGGUGUAUGGAAAGCAAUUAUGCACAAAAGUUUAACUCAAAUUAUUUGACUAUUUUACAGCUCUUUUCAACAUAUGUGCAGCUCUACUACUCUUAUAAUUAUUUUGGUGCUUUAAAAGUAACAUAAAUUGGAUUCAUCUUGUGGAACCUUUUUUCUGACUAUUGCAGCGUCAUUGUUUUUUGGGAGGGUUUUUUAAAAUCUUUUUUUCAUGCCCUAAUGACAUCGCAUUGUGUUUGUACAUAUCUAAUUGCAUUACCAUUUACCCCUACUAAAAGCUAAGUCUUGAAGUCACAUUAUGGUAAUAGACUGUGCACAUCCCUAAUUUUGCUAAAGACUUUUACGUUUAAAAAAUGUGCACUGCGUGUUCGUGUUGCUUUAAUGUUUCUGUUUUCACUUGAAUUAGAUCAUAUUUUUAUACUUAAGCACGUGUACGUACGACUAUAUCUGAUGACGUUUUAUUCAGAAGUGGCACGGGUCGAAAGUGUAAAUAGCGAUCGGAAUAUCCACAAAUCUGAACCCUGCUGGGGACAUUCCUUUGGUUUAAACCAUCAAAACUGUUGCUUCCAGCUGUUUGUCAUUUCGCAACUGAACCGAAUCCUUUUGACCUGAACCGAAGGCGGCUUCGGACUGUUCCGGCUUAUAACGUCUUGUGAUUGGUAAAAGCUCGACUCCGUCGUCUCUGACUAUAGUUUAAUGAUAAGGAGAUAUCUUGUUAAUGUUUAGCUACGAUAUAGUAUUGAUCAUACGUUGAAAUAGCGUGUCUUUUGAUACUGCUUUCUCAGGUUGCACAUCAGAAUACAAAUAGAGAUAAUAUAUGCACAGAGAUUUUUUUAUCAAUAUCAAAUGCUCCUUAGCAGCCUCAACUGCAAAAUGGUUUGUCUUUUAAUUUUUUGGUUUUGUUUGUUUUGACAGAUUGAAUCUCUGUUUGCUAUCAGAGAGUCUAAAUGCACUCAUAAUUAGCCGUCACGUCAAAUGCUAUCAGAGUAUAGAUGAUGCAGUAAUGUAAAUUUAGAACAGAUUGCUUUCCAAGCUCGUUUCUGUCUGACUUUUCUCUCCAGACUUGCUGCUAUGUUGUACUAAAUCAAACAUGAGCUCUGCCACGGAUAGUUUACCAACCUCCAAGCUGCCUCUAACUUACUCACUCAGAGUUGAAACCAGAUAUUUCCAUAAACCUUCAGUUAAUUAAUUUUUUUCUUCUUUUUGCCUCGUUGUUUUGACAUCCCAUCAAACUAAUUUCACCAAACUAAACUUUUUUGUUUUAGGCCAGUUAAGAUUGCUCAAAAUUAUUUCUACUUGCUAAAUACCAGAAUAAUUAUUAAAAUUCUGACGUUUGCAUACAUUUUAGUAUUUGACGGUCACCUUUACAACUGUAUGAACUUUAAUAUUUACCCACAAACUUUCUGUAGGAGCGAGAUCACUGCUUUAUGAUGGCCACCGUAAUAAAAGUAACUUUUCACAUUUAUUUUGUGGGUAUGCUGAGAUUGUCAUUGUCCAUAUUUACUUCAGCAUCUCCACAUAAUGUUUUUAUUUUCUCACUAUGUCAUCUUUUCUGUUAAGCGCACCAGUCCCUCCUGAAGCAAAACAGUCACACAAACUAAUACUGCCAACGCCGUGCUUCACAGUUGGGAUGGUGUUCUCAUCCCACUUUUGCCUCCAAACGUAGCAAUGAUCAUUAUGGUCAAACAUUUCAAUGUUUGCUUCAACAGAUCAACAUGUCACCCGCAGGUAUUUAUCCCUGAGUUCAUCUGCAAACAAUUAUCUGGCAUUUUAAGUAAUGGUUUCUUCGUCUCCGAGGGGCCUUUCAGCCCACAAUCGACUUGUUUAAUCGUACCAGCUUCAGCUAGCAUCUUUCAUACCAAAACACGUUCGUCUCUAGGAAAUGCGUCUCCUACCUUGACUAUAUCGGCUGGAUGUUGUUUAUGCCUUCAUAUAAUUAUUUAAGCAGAUGGUACAUCUGGAGAUUCUACCCAAGGAUUUACAAGAUAUGUUGGCAAUCACAAUCUUUUUCCUGAUUUUUUUUUUUCUUUUUUAAUCAUAGAAUGAUGUCACACAAGGAAGAAGUGCGUUUGAGGUGUUGUCUUAAAAUAUAUCCACAGAUAGGGCUUUACUUAAAUAUUGUGAAUUACCUAUCAGAAGCUUACAAAGCAAAAAACAAUCUCAUCUUGGUCUUCUCCCAGUGGCAUAAAGGCAAAGAAAACAGUUUGGAUUUCAAGAAACAAAUACUUUUCUCAGAUUAAAAGAUCUUACUCGUGAUUCUAGAGUUAAGCAAAUGGAAAUAAUGUUUGUAAUCUUAACUGAUUUGCAACAGAAAAAAACUGAUUUAAUGUCAAACAGGGGAAAAAAAAAUUUCUUUCAGAGUAUGUACAUAUCUGGCUUCAACUGUAUAUCUUGUCUCAGAUUGCAAAGAAUUCUCCCAACGCAGCUCAGUUUUUCACCUUGCAGCUCAUGCUUGGCGAUCAACUACCAACAAUAUGUGCCUUGGUGUGUGUGUGUGUGUGUGUGUGUGUGUGUGUGUGUGUGUGUGUGUGUGUGUGUGUGUGUGUGUGUGUGUGUGUGGGUGUGUGUGUGGACGUGUACAUGCCAAUGUCGAAGACUCGCGUGAUUGAAAAAUUGUAAACCACUGACCUGUUCAUGUGAUCUAAUGGAAACCUAUAGAAUGGUGCGUCGUGUGAUCGGAUUUUUCAACAGAAAUUGAUCGUCAGUCAAUGAAAAUGAAGGAUUUGCUCAAAAGGGUUUUUAAAAGCGAAACUGAAAAUGAAUGAAACACUACAAAAAGGCCCAAGAGGUGAAGCUGGUUUACUCUUGGGGGCGUUUUGUUUGAUGUAGAAUUGACAAGGGACUUUUUAACUUGUAUCAGGGAUUUUUAGUCUUCCUUUUUGCACUAGCUCAGGAUAUAGAAAGGUACUAUUUCUCCGUCCCUGUUUCUCUUAUUCAAUCUAAUACAGUAAGUCUGUGCUGCUCUGCUCUGGAGCACAUAAACAGAAGCAACAAUACAGAAAAAUUGUAAUCUUUUCUUUUCCAGUAUAUACAGAUUAUUAUUUUCCAGGGGCAGCAGUCAUAGGAAUUAGGGUUUUUUGUGACCUUCAACUUGUUUAUUUCUUUAUUUUUGCAGCUCUAGUCUAGUCCAGAGACAGAAAGCAUCUUUGGAUGUAUUGUCCGUGUGCUUUGUGGCUCGGAUAAUAAUACUGUAAAUGUUUGAAUGUACUGAAUAUUUAGUCAUGCUUAGUUAGUCCUUUGCAAAAAAAAGCAAAUUGACAUUGAAUGAAUUAAAAAAAAUAAAAUAAAAUGAUUUUGAAAUCCUCUA
This is a messenger RNA of Xiphophorus maculatus (southern platyfish), 7036 nucleotides long. It is a transcript of the gene pparab, whose product is annotated as peroxisome proliferator-activated receptor alpha-like. Gene Ontology annotation, biological process: positive regulation of transcription by RNA polymerase II; hormone-mediated signaling pathway; cell differentiation. NCBI's taxonomy places the organism in Eukaryota, Metazoa, Chordata, Actinopteri, Cyprinodontiformes, Poeciliidae. Bases 391 to 1800 code for a protein of 469 amino acids. Gene Ontology annotation, molecular function: nuclear receptor activity; RNA polymerase II cis-regulatory region sequence-specific DNA binding; zinc ion binding. The record is from RefSeq and is a predicted model, not a curated record. The transcript is spliced from 7 exons. Gene Ontology annotation, cellular component: nucleus.